Molecule: messenger RNA, 1442 nt
Organism: Phytophthora nicotianae INRA-310
Lineage: Eukaryota; Oomycota; Peronosporomycetes; Peronosporales; Peronosporaceae
Exons: 4
Coding region: 52-975 (307 amino acids)
Cellular component (GO): cytoplasm
Molecular function (GO): GTPase activity
Source: RefSeq, a predicted model, not a curated record
AUUUGUAGCUGCUCGCUUGUCAGACAUGAGCCAUUCGAGGAAUCGACCGACAUGCCGUUCGCGCAGAUCGUGCUGGGGCCUCCUGGCUCGGGCAAGACGACGUACUGCAAUGGCAUGCAGCAGUUCCUGCAGGCCAACCACCGAGAUGUGGCUGUUGUCAACAUGGACCCGGCCAAUGAGCAGCUACCGUAUGUGGCCGACGUGGACGUGUCCGAGAUGGUGUGUCUCGAAAACGUCAUGGAGGAGCUCGAUCUAGGUCCCAACGGCGGUCUCGUGUAUUGUAUGGACUACAUCGACGUCAACUUCGACUGGCUGGAGGACAAGCUCGCAGCGCUCAAGGACAAGUACGUGCUGUUCGACUUUCCCGGCCAAGUAGAACUCUACACACACGAGAACAGUGUGCACAGUAUUCUACACAAACUACAAAAACUCGGAUACCGGUUGGCAGUGGUGCACCUUGUGGACGCUCACCACUGCACAGACAGCUCUAAGUUCGUAUCUGUAGUAAUGCUGAGCUUAUCUUCAAUGGUGCGACUCGAGCUACCUCACAUUAACGUCCUAUCCAAGAUCGAUCUAAUGCAGCAGUACGGUAAACUCGCUUUCAAUUUGGACUUUUACACGGACGUACUGGAUCUACGCUAUCUCUUGGACCGUCUGGACGAGCCUGAUGACGCCGAAGAUGAAAACCAAAUCUCGCUCGAGCCACGACAUACAACGAUCCCCAACUCGAGACUCGCAGAGCGAUUCCGUCGCAUGAACGAGGCGCUGGUCGACGUCAUCGAAGACUUCAGUCUCGUGAGCUUCUUGCCUCUGCAGAUCCAGGACCCAGCCACGAUACAGAAGGUCGUUGCAGCUAUUGAUAAGGCCAAUGGUUUUGUCUUCACCGGUGUGGAUUUCCAAACUGCAGUCGUCAAGGACUACGCCUUCGGAGACCAGAGUGUACCUGACGUUCAAGAAAAAUACAUCGACCAGUAAGGCUCAAGCCCUUAAAAAGUUCCUUUGUAUUACCCUCUCAAUGCCCUGCUCCUGUCUAAAAGAAAAUGCCUCCUUCUUCUUCUUCCGCUGCUUCGUCGACGUUGCUCAGAUAUUGCUCGUAAGUGGAUGAUGUGGGGUGCAACGAGGGCAUCCCUGCCGUAGAUAACGAGCUCAUGGACAUUGAGUUACGCCCACCCAUCGCCCCACCCAGACUUCUACCGGCAAUACCGCGACCAGCCAGUGAGUUUGUAGUACUUGACUGCAUGUUCUCUUCUGUCGCUGGAGCCUCUUCACCCUCCGCUAAACUCUCAAAUGGCGACGACUUCAUGUCUUCAAAGCUACCGUCACUCAUGUAACCCAAAUUACCCGACGGCCGGUUAAGUCCCGCCUCAUUACGCUGGAACGACAAAAGUCCUCCACUACAAAAACCGUAUCAGUAACAUAAUCAGAAAAUAAAUAACAUACGG